AUGGCCACCGCUGGGCAAACCGCAACCCUCCUCUCCUCCCCUGCAACCUCGUCACCACAGCAAACACAUACUGCCUUGCCAGCAGCUCCCCGGGCUCUCCGACAUCCCACUCGCAAGGCUUCAGGCAUAAGCAAGAUCGUGACGGCCUCGACGCCCAACUUGAGCAGCCUCUUCUCGGCGCAUUCCAAACUCGCUUCGCUGCCCGGCUCCCUGCAGCGCAAGGCCUCUCAAGCCACCCUGACGCCGACCUCUCUCGCCACCGUCCCAGAUGCUACCGAGAGCUACCCACUCGCCUCCUUGAACGGCUCGCCUCCGCGCAAAGACAAGAUGCCUCUUACUCCCAGGGCAGGCGCCCCAGCCGCUGCUGGCGACGACCUUGCUCUGGGGGACGAAGUGGAUGUGCCUGGCAACAUGUGCGGCACGGUUCGCUUCGUCGGCACUGUCGAGGGCAAGAAAGGCAUAUUUGCCGGCGUCGAGCUGCAUUCUGACUUUGCGUCACGCGGCAAGAACAAUGGCGACGUGGACGGCGUGUCUUAUUUUGCUACCAGCGUACCUGGCGCCGGUAUUUUCCUCCCACUGAACAAGGCCGUGAGGCGCGAACCCUCGUCAGCCUCCGCGUCGAUCUCAUUCCCGAAGACUCCUGUCUCUGCUGCGACUGGCUUGAAGGCCGGCACACAGAAUUCUACCAACUUUACACCACCUACGCCUUCGUUACCACAAUUUUCCAAAUCAGUCGGUCCUGCACGCGCAGCCAGCCCUUUGGGAAAGAAAUCGAGGCCUUCACUGCCGCGCCCAGAGUCGCCAACACGAAAGCUACAGAUGACACCAGCGGCGCGGCCUAGCAUCGCGACACCUGGCAAACCUACCCCUCGAUAUGGCAGUCCGACGCAAACAAAAUUCUCCAAGAGCGUACACAGCGGUGCGGCGCCAAGCGAUCCGCCCAAGAGAGGAAUGCUACAGCCGAGUCGCAAUUUCAGUAUGGGACCGCGGAGUUCAUCUGCGCUUUCGGGGCCGACUGCAGGCUUCACCACGGAUGAAGAGUCGACACCGAUUGGAAACGGAAGGGCAUCAGCCCUCAGGCACAGGGCUCCAUCGCGGCAGACCAGCGGCCAUGAUGAGGAAAUUGAGCGGUUACGUGCUGAGUUGGAGGAUCGCGAUAGACAACUCAGGGAACAGUCGGCAACAUUAGCAGACAUGGAACAAAGCCUCACGGAGGUGCAGAGUCUAAUGGAGCAGGCCGAAAUGCCUCCACCCCCGAGUCGGAAGGACAGCCUGGGCGACAAAGAAACAGGGGAGCUGCGAGCGCUGGUUCGGGAAAAGAAUGAUAAGAUCGCAAUGCUCACGUCCGAAUUUGACUCUCACAGGGCCGACUUCAGAAGCACUAUCGACACAUUGGAGCUGGCAAGCGCAGAGACGGAAAGGGUCUACGAGAAGCGAAUAGAGGAGCUGAUGCAGGACAUACAACAAAUCCAAGAGCGGAAUAGUGAUGUUGAUGUGGUUGCGACACAGUUAAAGCAGUUGGAGGAACUCGUUCAGGAACUUGAAGAAGGUCUUGAGGAUGCCAGGAGAGGAGAGGCCGAGGCCCGUGGCGAGGUGGAGUUCCUGAGGGGUGAAGUCGAGAGGACGCGGACAGAGCUCAGGAGAGAAAGAGAGAAGGCGGCCGGCGCACCCAACGGCACAGCUGGUCAAUCGAACGGAGACAACUCAGCGCUUUUCAAACAAUUGGAGCAAAAGGAGGACGAGAUUCGGGGCCUCAAAGCAAUCAUUCACUCUCUCGGUAGAGACUCACUACCAGAUGGAGCCGAUAGGCCGCAGCCUCAUAGGUCUGCAUCACACGAUUCCCGGACCAAUGUAGACGACCGCAUCGCGCGCGAGAAGCUUGAGCGCCAAGUAGCGGAACUCCGAGCCGCCCUGGACGAUAAGACGAGCAAGGAGGAGGACAUGGAGCACGAGAUCGAGGCCCUUAGAAGGGGCAGCGCCGCGACCGUGCGCGGUAAUGGAACCAUGGCGCAGCGCUCAUCUGCCCGUGACUCCCGCGACACGGUCGUCCUGGCUCAGGAGCUCGAGCACCGCUCGCCGGAGCAGCAGCAGCAGCAGCCUGGGCAGAGGCGGUCGCAUCAACGAGCCCAUACGUUGGACACAAUGGCCGAGAGCGAUGCCCUGUCAUCAGUCACGGAGAACAGCACACUCUGGUGCGAGCUGUGCGAGACUUCUGGUCAUGACAUCCUGACCUGCACGAAUAUGUUCGGCAACCAGCCCGCUGCAGCUGAGCCUUUGCCGACGCCCAAAGUCCAGGAUCAAGGGGCCCUGGCACCACCCCAGACACACGAGCAUGAUGAGUACAAGGUGGCCCCUCUGUCGCCCCAUUUACCGGCUGCAGCCGAGCCUGCCGGGCGUGUAUCCGAGCCCGUCAAGAUGAUCCCGAAUCUGAACGAUCCGGGUCCAGUAGCUGGCAAGGAAUCUGGCAUUAUUGACGCGGAGGCGUGGUGCGCGCUAUGUGAGAAGGAUGGGCAUAAUAGCGUGGAUUGUCCGUUUGAGGAUGCCAUAUAA
Molecule: messenger RNA, 2550 nt
Organism: Diaporthe amygdali
Lineage: Eukaryota; Fungi; Ascomycota; Sordariomycetes; Diaporthales; Diaporthaceae
Exons: 2
Coding region: 1-2550 (849 amino acids)
Source: RefSeq, a predicted model, not a curated record